GGCGGGGGGAGAAUUACUUAGACGGAAGCAGACGACGGCGACUAGGGCGAGGAACUCAGAAAUAGUCAUGCCGUUCGUCUCAAAGACACGUAGGCAAACUGAUUACAACCGCUUUCCACCUUCAGUUCCCAUUGUUAUCGAUAAUGGCGCUUCCUACUUCCGAAUCGGGUGGGCAGGAGAAACUGAGCCUCGUGUUGUUUUCCGCAAUAUUGUGCAAAGACCACGUCACAAAGCUACAGGGGAAACUGUUACUAUUGUUGGGGACCAGGAUCCUGCGAUGAUGAAGUUCUUUGACUGCACUCGCUCCGGACCACGUUCGGCUUUUGAUAGCAAUGUUGUUUAUCAAUUCGAGAUCAUGGAAUAUAUUCUUGACUUCGCCUUUGAUCGUUUGGGGGCUAGUGGAUCAUCGAUUGAUCAUCCAAUCCUAAUUACAGAAUGCGUUUGCAACCCAGUUUAUUCUCGUAGCAAAAUGGCAGAGCUGCUAUUUGAUACUUAUGGAGUGCCUGCUGUUGCAUUUGGAGUGGAUGCUGCGUUCAGCUAUAAGUACAACCAACGACACGGAAAAUGUCAAAAAGAUGGAAUUGUUAUCUGUCCUGGCUUCACUACAACACACACCAUUCCUUUUGUAGAGGGAGAACCUGUAUAUAAAGGAUCCUGCAGAACUAACAUUGGUGGAUAUCAUGUCACUGAUUAUUUAAAGCAGCUUCUGUCACUUAAGUACCCUUUUCAUUCGUCUAUAUUUACAUGGGAGAAGGCAGAAGAGUUGAAAUUGGAACACUGUUAUAUCGCUCCUGAUUACGUUUCAGAAGUUCGAAAAUUCCAGGAAGGAACAAAGGAAGCUGAAGAGAAAACAAGGUAUUGGCAGCUUCCAUGGAUACCUCCUCCUGUAGAAGCUCCUCCAUCAGAAGAAGAGAUUGCAAGAAAGGCAGCUAUAAGAGAAAAACAAGGUCAAAGGCUACGAGAAAUGGCUGAAGCAAAGAGAUCUUCCAAGAUAAACGAAAUGGAAAACGAAUUGCACAGCUUGCAUUUCCUUGUGAAGCAACUUGACCAGGUUGAAGAAGAUGACAUUCCAUCUUUUUUAUCAGACACGGGUUAUACGUCCAGGCAAGAGCUGGAAUCUACUGUUUCUAAGGUGACACAGGCGCUUCGAAAAGCAAGGGGUGACCCGAAGGAUGAACCUGAUGAGUUCGAAGAGAACAUUGAUUCUAACGAAAAGUAUCCUCUUCUUAAUGUCCCUGACAAUAUGCUUACACCUGAGCAGAUCAAGGACAAGAAGAAGCAGUUGUUUCUUAAAACAACCACAGAGGGAAGGCUACGAGCUAGACAAAAGCGUAAUGAGGAGGAACUGGAGAAAGAGAGAAGAAAUCAAUUAGAGGAGGAGAGACGUCGUGAGAACCCAGAGUUCUAUUUAGAGGAGAUGCGAGCUCAGUACAAGGAAGUGUUGGAGAGAGUUGAGCAAAAGAAACGUCUAAAAACAAAUGGUUCAAACACAAACGGGAAUCAAAAAUCCGGAAACGUUGGACGAGGAGAACGACUAAGCGCUGCGAAGAGAGAAAGAAUGCGUCUGCUAACAACAGCAGCCUUUGAUAGAGGCAAAGGAGAGGAUACAUUUGGUGCUAAAGACGAAGAUUGGCAGCUCUACAAACUUAUGAGCAAGGAUAAUGACGAUGACGACGAACGACCUGACUCAGACGAGGCUGAGCUAGCUCGGUUAUCAUCCAGGCUUCAGGAGAUAGACCCAACGUUUGAGCAGAAAGUUGAAGGAGAGUUGGGACAGGCAUCAGGGGAGGCUCCAGGUGUUCGUCCACUAACGGAGGAAGACUACAAGAUAGUGAUUGGUGUAGAAAGAUUCAGGUGUCCUGAGAUCUUGUUCCAUCCUAACCUCGUUGGCAUUGACCAAGUGGGGUUAGACGAGAUGGCUGGUGCAUCCAUUAGAAGGCUACCUCACGAGGAUAAAGAGUUGGAGGAGAGGCUAACGAGCUCCAUACUGAUGACCGGUGGGUGCAGCCUUGUCCAAGGGAUGAAAGAGCGGUUGGAAUGUGGGAUUAGGAUGAUAAGACCGUGUGGCUCAACCAUUAAUGUGGUUCAAGCUGAGGAUCCAGUGCUGGACGCGUGGCGUGGAGCAUCUGCGUUUGCUGCUGAUUUGAACUUCUUGAAGAAUGCAUUUACUAAGAAGGAUUACUACGAGAAAGGUGAAGAUUGGCUUCGAGGAUACCAGAUUCAGUACAACACUUUGUGAUUCAUCCACUCCUAUGGUGGACUUAUCUAUUUGAUUAGCUCUUUAGCUUUCUCUAUUGCUAUUUGUAUAAACUCAGUUUAAGGAUGUUUUAGAUUGAACUUUUUUUUUUAUCAUAAAAAAACACAGCACACACGAAUAAC
Eruca vesicaria subsp. sativa (arugula) is the source of this 2379-nucleotide messenger RNA. The record is from the annotation of a GenBank genome assembly. Lineage: Eukaryota; Viridiplantae; Streptophyta; Magnoliopsida; Brassicales; Brassicaceae.